Penicillium vulpinum is the source of this 2574-nucleotide messenger RNA. RefSeq lists its product as uncharacterized. The coding region runs from base 1 to 2574 and encodes 857 amino acids. The transcript has 4 exons. Lineage: Eukaryota; Fungi; Ascomycota; Eurotiomycetes; Eurotiales; Aspergillaceae. The record is from RefSeq and is a predicted model, not a curated record.
AUGGUAACAACACGAGGAAUGGCUAUGGGCACUGGGCCAAAGGUCAAGCCUCCCCCGGCUAAACCUUCUGAGGCUGAGAAAGCUGCAAAAGCCGCCAGAAUCAAGGCUAAAAGGGAGGAAAAGAAGGCCGAGAGGGCUGCAACGAAGGCCUUAAAUGAUGCGAAGAAGGCUGCUGCGAAGGCCGACAAGGACGCAGAGAAGGCUGCUGCAAAGGCCAAGAAAGAUGCAGAGAAGGCUGCGAAAGCCGCAAAUACCAAAAAUAGCGCAAAACGCACAGUUGCUGCUAAGACCAAAGCUACGAAAGCCAUCAAAGUUACUAAAGCCGCCAAAGUUACUAAGGCCGUCAAAACCACCAAAACCACCAAAAAGGCGAAGGCCGCAAAUAAAAGAGCCAGGGCAGCUACCGUAGAAGCUCCAGCAAAUCAACAUGAUGAAGAUGAGGAUGAAGAUGAAGAAGAAGACAAGGGAGAUCACCAUGAGCCACAGGCCAAAAGGCGCAAGAUUGCAAAUCCGGCCCAUGAAAGACUUUAUGGGGCAAUCGGCCCCCCCAAACCAAGACCGGCUUUCGAAAUUGGGAAAUGGGACUACAUGAGGAAAACGGAUAUCCCGGGGGCUGUGGUGAACAAAGAUAACAGAUCUCUACCGCACAUCUGGAUUGGAGGCUCCGCACCGCAGCCUCGUUGGGUUGUCACUCAAAGCGAAACCAUAGGAGCCCCUCGCAAACAAUAUACCUCAAAUACCAAGUCCACGAGGAGAGAGAUUGGAGAUUUGCAAUGGACAUUUGAAGAAGGUGACUUCCAGAAAUGGACUGGGCUGGAAUACCCAGCUCUUUAUGAAAUUGCAUACUUGUGCCUCGAAUCUACGCUAGUUGAUACGGAGAUCCGAGAGCAGAUUUAUGAUUCCCUAGCCGAGGGCCUCUUGCCCAAGGAUGUGACCAUUGGGAACACAUGGUACCCAGCUCUGCCGCCAGUACCCAUCACAAGGUACUUUACAGCAGGAAGCUCCAGACAAACUAGUCGAAAAUCAAGUAACGCGGUUACGGGCUUUUACUUCAAUGACUAUCAGCGUCCAAACAUGGCAGUCCGACCAUAUAUUGAUCGCCACGUGCCGCCACCACCCCGUGCCGCAGCUGCCAAUAUCUAUGAUCGACCCAGAUUAGAGAAUUGGCCAGCUGCCCCGCGCUCUGCAAGUCCGGAUGUGGAAAGCGAGCGGGGCAGCGAAGAAAGCCAGUCAGUCAAGUCCAGGAACCCGUCUGUGACUGAGGAGGCUAUGGACCGAAAUGAAGAGGGCGUUUACUCGGAACCGACAACCCCAACAUCUCUUAUGAAUGAACAGAACAAUGAGCAAGACGGCGAGCUGGACAGCGAUCAGGAGGGCGAAGAAAGUCAGUCAGCCGGGUCCAGGAGGGCGUCUGUGAGCGGGGAGUCUGACCUUGAACAAGAUCAAGAGGGCACUUACUCAGAACCGACAACUCCUCCACCUCUUGAAGACAUCGAGAAAACUGCACAAACCGAUACAAUCUCGGAAGAUGGUUCAAUAUUUGGUGACGGCAAUGACUAUGAUAAUGACGUUCGGGCUGAACCCAACUCAGCUCGAGACUCUCAAGAACCUAACAGUCCUUUCUCUGGCUCCGGCUCCGACAGCGAGGUCAGCGCUUCUUCCAAAACCAGUGAGCCUAGAAAGUUCAAAGCCGCUGACGAUAAUAGCGCCCAAUCGACGAAUAGCCUGUACCCAGUAUCCCAUGAUGGGCAUGACGGGCUCUUCAGCCCUGGACAGAUUGAUAGAUAUUAUAGUGAGAGGAACACCGUUUUUGAGCAGGAAAGGUUAGGCGGGCUUGAACAUCACGAAGCAUUAGAGCGAAAGAGCCAAGCACAGCUGUCUUCAAAUCCUGGAAAGGAGAGGCUUACUUCCAUCGAUGCCCGUCUCUUACAAGAGGCGAAGGAAAAAAAUCAUGAAAUGAGAGAGCUUACAGAGUCAAGUAAACGAAUGCGGGCGGAGUCGCCAUCAACACGAUCACCACCUGCGACUCGAAGGAAGACAGCGGCUGAGACCAGGGUGGAUGAGACUAUGUCGUUCGUAGGACAAGAAAAGCGAGAUGAAAUGAGAGCAGCUGCAGCAGAGAAAGUAUCAGACAGACCACCAGUGGCACUAUUGAAGAAGACUACAGGAACUCGGGCUGGUGCACGACAGGCGGACGCACCUAGUCCUGAGAUUCUGCCUAAUCUGCAAGAUGGGUUCCUGGAACAGACUAAGGCAUAUCUCAAUGAUCCAAUUCAGCGGAGGAAACAUUUCCCUGACCCUAUUGCUGUCCGCCGGGCCAGAGUGUGGGCAGGAGAGGAAUUGGUGGGCCAUGAGAUCAAACCCACAGUCGACGCUACGCUACCCCCUUGGGCUGAAAUUCAUCGGCCUUUCAGUCAAUGGAAGGAUCCGAUUGGGAUAACCCCUGCCCCCGCGGCGCGCACAAAGGUCUCGAGAUCGAAAAAACGGAACAAGGGACAAGGUAAGAGACGGCCAAAGCCAGCAUCUGCAAAAGAGCAGUCAAUCAGUUCAGCCCGGUGGUCUUCGUUUAAUUAA